AUGGAAGCAGCAUGCCUUGGCCGACGGAACAGCUGGGCAGCUGUCGUGCCUUUGCAGCGGGGUGAUAAUCCCGCAAGCUUUCCGAACGAUGCACGGAGUCCUGAUCAGAGUUCCGACGGCAGGAUGCGGUCCUGGGCUAGCCUACAACGCCGGCCAUCUGAGAUACUGGGACCCGAGACUCAGAGAGCAUGUGAUUCUGUUGGCAAGCUGUUCUCUUGGGACGGCAACUUCAGCGUGAGCCUCCUGGAUCUAAACCUGAUCAUCGUCGGAUCAGGUCCCGUGUGUGCAGAGCUCUUGCGCCAGAGGCGACUUGCAGGUGGCCGGGCAUGUGUGCUUUGGACUGAGAGGAUGCCAGUUCUGUCAGACAUUGCUGCUUUGAACCGGCACCCCCUGUCUAAGCUUCGUAGCAGUGCCUUCCAUCUUCGCAACUUCUGUUGGCAGCCCCCAAGUAUGAGUCGCACCGAUGUGCCAGAAGUCGAGGAGCUCAGGGCGGCCCACCGAUGCUGGCCAUCUGCCGUGUGCAUGCAGGGGCCCGACAUCGUGCCCUUGCAGGCAGACCAGGUCUAUGCCAUCGCACAGGACCCUGAUGGUCGUGCUUCUGGUAUUGAAGUCCUCGACGGGACUUCUGGGAAUCAGCUCUGGUCUAUGUCUGGUGCUGUUGUCUUUGCCGGAGAAGAAUUUUCUGGCGUUUUGAGUGCUGCUUGCGACACGAUCUAUGUUGCCCGUGAGCUGGAUCUGAGCGUGCACUUCGAGGAUGCAAAGCCCUUGGCAGUGAUGAGUACAUGGACUUGUGUGCAGACUUGUCUGUACAGCUUCGUCCAUUUGACCGUCUACUGCUCGGCCAUGCGUGUCUUCGAGCCCCUGAACACCGCGGAGCAGUGGCCAUGGUGGCGCGGCACUUUUACCGUCGGGCUUUUCCCGUAUGGGUUUGCCACAUACUGCAUAUAUUGGGCAAAUUGCCUUGCAGGCACACAGCUUCCGAGCGGAAUGAAGAUCUUGGGCGGUUUGCUCUUGAGCGGCUUCUCUUCUAUUUUCGCCAUUGCCGCGAGGCCAAUAUCCGACGAGGACACCGGGUCAAUCUACCGGCCCAUCUUCAUGGUGUUUUUUGCAGGCAACUUGUUUUAUGCCGUGGUGUCGCCAGUCAUCCAUUGGAUCUGGUACCGGUUCCUGGCGCACCCUGGGACUUCCUCGAAGGAAUACUCUCACAACGAAGUCAUCUCUGAAGGGGUGAGGCCAGUUCACAAAUGCAAUCACGUGUUGUGGACGUGCACCCAUAUCCUCUUUACAUUUGGCAGUUGGAUUUUCUUGUACUUUGUUUCCAUGGUGUUCAUUCAGCUGCAAUCUAUCUCGCAAGUUGCAGCGGCAUUGUUCCUGACUUUUGCCACGAAUCUGACCGAAAAAGCUGUGAGCUGCAUGACCACGUCGAUAUACACUGGCCUUGUUUACAAUGUUCGCUGCCGUCCGGGUGAGAAGCGACUUUUAGGCGACCAGAGAAGGUACCUCAUGGUGCCAGUUGCACUGACGCACGCGUUUUGCGAGAGCGCGCGCCUCAUCAGCUUGCUCUCCGUCACCAUGCAAUAUGGUGGAUGGUCCUGGUCCUUCAACCUUGCACUCAACCUGGCCGUGAACCUUCUCGAGCGCAGCUACUGCAACCUCAGUUUCCUGACCUAUGUGUGCCCUGGCCUGUCCAGGACAUUGCUGCCGGGUGUCAGCAUGGUUCUACAUCAGGAGGCAAAGCUUUUAUCAGGCAACGCGCAGUAUGUGUCCGUCGUGGCCUUUCUGACGGCAGAUUUCAUCACGGGCCAUUGGGCCACUUCUGCUUUCAACGUUGAGUCCAUCUGCCUCAUCGUCGCAUCAGUGGUUGCGGAGCUCGCAGAGGACUUGGCGAUCAGUUUGGGGAUCCGGCCGAACAGUUUCUGGCCUGAAGCUCUUCGCGAGGACUAUGCUGAACAGCCCAUCCUGCAUCCGCGGCAGAUCCUCUGUAUCGACAAGGUCGGGGUGUUCAUGCUUUUUCCUCAAGGCAAAUACAAAGCCAAGCGUAAGACCGUCAAAGCAGAGUGCAGGUGUACCUGUUAUGCAUGCCUAGACUGUUGCGAAGGUUGGGGUUACAUGGAAGUCGCCGCCGCUGUCUUUGCAUGGCGUGGGCAGCCUGACUUCUGGGAGACGGCGGUGUUCAUGCUUCCGGCCACCUACUUCUCCUUGGUGCUGAUGAUAACCUUGCUUCUGGGCGCCGGCUACAUGCAUGGAGUUUGCACAGAGCCUCUCCCGGCAGAGAUGAGAGCCGGGCUCUUUGCUGAAAUUUGUUUCUUCGAAAGCUGCAUAGAGUGUUGUGGCAGUGCGGAGCAACCGCCGAAUCCGAGCUGCUUCGAUGCCGUCUACACGGAGGAGCUCUGCUGCAUGGAGGCGGACUGGGACAUUGAGUGCUGGCAGCAUGCACGAGUACAUCUGUCAGAAGCAAGAAGGGUAGCCGAUGGUCAGGCCACAGCCGGCACGGCCAGCUGGGCUAUGCAGAUGGAAGCCUUGCAGCGUUACAUGGUGGAUGACAUGCUUCUCUACCUGUUCUGCUGCAAUGGCUUUCACAACGAGUACUGCUGGGGACCUGCGGUUCCGCAGGCGCUGUUGCCCGACCCCGACGCAUGGGAAGGUGUCUCCGACAUCGUCGCAUGGUAUCCACGCUGCUGCUUUCCGAGACUGCGGGGAAUGCUGAAAGCCCCGAUCCCUCCUUGGAUGCGGAAGCAGAUCAGCAGGGACCUGCGCCACAUGUCGAUGCCGGGACGACCGGGUCUUCCUUGGCCGUCGAAAAUCGAUGUGCAGCACUUCGCUGGCUCCAUCCGGCAGGAGGACGGACAACCGAACUACCAAGAGUUGUUCCGGUUCUGCGACUACCAUGUCAUGGGCUCUGGGCAGGUUCGACACUGCAACUUCACUCAGAAAGGAUACCGCGCUCGCCAGUAUGCUCGUGCGCACACCUUUGCCCGUGCCAUGACUGUCCUCGCCGCGCGGGGGGAGCUCCCCGAUGCGGAGGUCAGCUUCGUGUUGUCCCACUCGGAUGUAGAGUGGCACGACUUGGCUCUGCCUGUGUUGACUUUCCAGCGGGGGAAGGCGACCAGGCGUGUGAUUCGCACGCCCAUGUGGGAGCAGCUGGAUGGCUCGUGGAGUCGCAAGGUGGAGAACAUGGUGCGCUUCGCAGACGGCCAUCGGCCCUGGGGUGCCAAAGUCGGCAAGCAGGCCUUCUGGCGAGGCACCGAUAGCGGCAUUCCAGCGCAGGACUGCGACCCCCAGCGGUUUCGAUCCUGCUAUGUGGACAACCACACCGCGCACCGUUUUACUCGCCUGAAGGUAGCAGGGAUGGCUUCGACCAUGCCUCACCGUUUGGACGCCGCUUUGUCAGGUGUGAAGCUGCGGGCCCUGGCGAUAGGCUUGGACAAAGUAUACCAAGAGCUGGGCCUUAUCCAUCCGCCCCUCCGGGAGCUCUCCAUUGAGGAGCAGCUCCGGCGCCGUUUGCUGCUGGAUUUGGAUGGAAGCAGCCAGUCCACGCGCUUAUACUGGGGCCUGCUCUCGAAUUCGGUGGUGUUGAAGCAGGACACGAAGAAUUGCAAUUGGUAUUCCGAUCGGCUCCGGGAUCACAUCCACAUCUUCCGUGUGCGUCGAGACCUGGCGGACUUGCCUCACCAGGUGCUGCGGGCCAACCUGCGCCCCAGCCUGGCACGAUCCGUCGCGCGGCGGUCGGCGCGCCUCGCACGGCGCUGGCUCAGCCACGAGGAUACCAUGCACUAUCUUGCGCGGGUGAUUUUCGCCUUGGCGGAAGCUCAGGGAAAAGAAGACCGACAGCAGGUGACUGAACUCGCCAUGCAGAACUCUGUCAGCGCCGUGGUGGCUCGCAUCCGCGCUCGCAGCUGUGGCACGCCGAUGCCCUUUGCGUCGCAGGUGCCCGUCCAGAACUCGGAGUCAGGUCGAGGAGCGGGCGGAUACACGAUUGGCCGCGAGUACCCGUGCAUGGGAAGCGGGUCAGCUCAUGCCAGCAUUCUGGCUCCAGUUUGCGCCAGCUUGACUUUCUGCGUGAUUGUGGGCAAGCGUCCGUUCGCACAAUGUCAUUCACCCACGAAGAUGUACAGCGCCCUCGUUUUGCGAGUGAGGACGGGGUGCGCAGGUGCACGCUCCGCCACAAGGCGCAGUGAACUUGUCCUUCUGAUUCCUUCUGGCACCCUGGCUCAACGCGCAGUGAAUGGACGACAGCAGGUGACUGAACUCGCCAUGCAGAACUCCGUCAGCGCCGUGGUGGCUCGCAUCCGCGCUCGCAGCUGUGGCACGCCGAUGCCCUUUGCGUCGCAGGUGCCCGUCCAGAAUUCGGAGUCAGGAUACACGAUUGGCCGCGAGUACCCGUGCAUGGGCAGCGGGUCAGCUCAUGCCAGCAUUCUGGCUCCAGUUUGCGCCAGCCUGACUUUCUGCGUGAUUGUGGGCAAGUCCCUCCACAUGUUCGGCAAGUGA
Molecule: messenger RNA, 4488 nt
Organism: Symbiodinium sp. CCMP2592
Lineage: Eukaryota; Dinophyceae; Suessiales; Symbiodiniaceae
Source: the annotation of a GenBank genome assembly